AUGCCGAAGACCGAGAUGAAUGACGAGCGUGUGCAGUGCCUCAAGGAUUUCUACAUGGAGUUUGCUGCCGAUCGGCACUAUGUGCACGUGGAGGAGACAGGCAACUAUAAAUUUGCUUUGGAUUUUAUGGCUGUGUUUGCAGCCGACCCCCCGACACCGCGAGAGGUCCAGGAAGCUCUCCACUUUGCCAGUGUCAUGUCUGACCUGAACCCGCACUUCUCAGAAGCAUGGGAGCAUGAGGCCUGGGCGAAAAAGGAAGCGUUGCUUCACUUGGCACUUCGCUCCUAUGUAAUGGAGCGCUUCCAGCGGAACAAGGGAGUGAGGGCCCUCAGCAGCCAAGCAGAAGUUGGCAUUGGCAAAGGCCGAGUGGUCGUUCGUUCCAGUCGCUGGCACUUUCUACUGGGUGAGCGACAGGAAGCAGAGAUGAAGAAGAGGCAAGAGGUUUGUCUGGAUACAGACGAGACGCAAGUCUUCGUUGAGGAGCCGGAGGAUUUGGAGGAGGAGGCGGCUUCGCUAGCAGAGAGCUCAAGCUCAAGCGAGCAGGAGGGCCACGAAGAAGAGAGCCCAACAGAUGAUGAGCUCGUGCAGCCCGUCGAUCUCCAUGAUGACCAGGUCGAGUGUAUGUUGGAGAGGCCUCCCUCACCUGUAGAGGGCCGUGAGGACGACAAUGCGACAGUCCACUUUGAGGCAGAGGAUGUUCCCCGACCUACUCAGGAGGACAUGGUGCGACUUGCGCUAGACUUUGCGUCCGUGCAGAAAGAAAGCGAAGGCUUCCAAAUCUUGCAGGAUUUGGAGGAGGAGGAUGAGGAGGAGAACAUGGACGAGAGGGAGGCGGGCAUGACUCGCAAAGAUGAGCUCAAAGGUUCCGUGAAGGAGCGAGAACCUUUGGUGAAGGCCAUCCCCGUGCUGGACAAUGAUCAGGAGCUUCUUGCUCAGAAAGCAGAAGCUGCAGAGCAGCAGCAGGCCGUGGACCUGCUGAAGGCCCAAGCCGUCAUGAGAAAGCAAGCCAGAGAAGCAGAAGAUUUUCAGGAGGACCCCGACAAGUUCCUGAGAGAAGAGGAAGAGGAGAAGGAAGCCAAAAAGAAGGAAAAGCGUGGUCGAGGACGAGGACGUGGCCGAGGCGGGCGUGGCAGGGGAACGCCCAAGAAGAAUAAAGCUACUGCAGACAACGAGCCUGCAGCAGUGGCCGAGGAGCCGCAAGCGCCAGAGACAGCAGUGUCAAAUGAUGGUGACGAAGACAUGGCCUUGGCAGACGCUGAGGCAGAAAAGGCCGGCAGCUCUGGCAAGCUGAGGCGCAAGAAGUCUUUGAAGCGAAAGAAGUCGCACAGACGACUGAUUCUGCAACAUGGCUCCCCUAAGAAGGCGAAGCCUGAUCCAGCUGAAAAGAAGGAGUCCGAGAACGCGAAGCCUUGUGCAGAUGAAAAGAAGGAGUCCAAGGACACGAAGCCUGGUGCAGAUGAAAAGAUGGAGCCCAAGGACGUGAAGCCUGGUGCAGAUGAAAAGAUGGAGCCCAAGGGGAAGCCUGACAAGGACCUGGAGAUGAAAGCCAAGGCCUUUGAGGAAGGUUUGACAGAAGACGAAGUGGCUGCAAGGGUCAGCAACCUGGAAAUGGUCAAAGAUCUUGCUACGAAGGAUGAUAUGAUUGAGCUGCCGGACCUCACCGAAGUGAACAAGCUCUGGUCUAAGGUAGCGCGGAUUGGUGUGAGGGUCCUGCAGACAGCCAGCAAAGCUGGCUCCUUCUACGUGGAGCCGGUGGACAAAGAUUUCGGGGCGGCAGUCGCGAAGAAACGAGGCAUCAAUGUGAAGGUCAACGUGAAAGGGGUGACUGUCGGGUGGACCCGACAUGGUGGCAUCCAGCCAGCGUGGCAGCCCAAGUGUUUCAAAAUAGACACAAUGGCUUCUAAUUCUAGACCUGACACUCCCUAG
This is a messenger RNA of Symbiodinium necroappetens, 1926 nucleotides long. The record is from the annotation of a GenBank genome assembly. NCBI's taxonomy places the organism in Eukaryota, Dinophyceae, Suessiales, Symbiodiniaceae.